Molecule: messenger RNA, 399 nt
Organism: Opisthorchis viverrini
Lineage: Eukaryota; Metazoa; Platyhelminthes; Trematoda; Opisthorchiida; Opisthorchiidae
Exons: 3
Source: RefSeq, a predicted model, not a curated record
GUUUUCGAGAAAUACACUCAUUUGCAAAUCAAUUUAGUUUUCACCAGAGACUCAACUGAAUCUCUCAUUUAUGAUGUUCUACAACUGAAUGUGCUGCACACAGGCCGUCUCAUGUUUCAUGAGAAAGAAAAAAGAAAGCGUCCAGCUGUAGCACCCUUUCGGUGCCUAGCUGCCAUGCCACCCGAAGGAAGCACGAGGGCUGGGACACCGCUAGGUUGCCCAAGCCUAGACAGGGGAAGUCGAGAGGCGGAGGAACCUCAACAGUACUCAAUUUCUCACGUGAGAUUGUCUUGGCAGGCCUCUCUAUUUGGUACAGCGUCACAGCUACACUCUCAUAGUGAACUCAUUCCAAUUUGGUCUCUUCCCGACUCAACUGGAAUUACUGGAAAGAACAGUUGA